Messenger RNA from Pseudocercospora fijiensis CIRAD86, 1065 nucleotides. RefSeq lists its product as uncharacterized. Gene Ontology annotation, biological process: regulation of transcription by RNA polymerase II. The record is from RefSeq and is a predicted model, not a curated record. Gene Ontology annotation, cellular component: chromosome. The transcript has 3 exons. Gene Ontology annotation, molecular function: chromatin insulator sequence binding. NCBI's taxonomy places the organism in Eukaryota, Fungi, Ascomycota, Dothideomycetes, Mycosphaerellales, Mycosphaerellaceae. Bases 1 to 1065 code for a protein of 354 amino acids.
AUGCGCUGCAAUCGAGAACCUUGCCCGGAGUGUGGUAAGAUGUAUCCUGCUUCUUACCUACCAAAGCACUUAGCCAGUGGUCUUGGAGGUUGCGAUGGCAUGGUGCAGGUGUCGAACAGUCCACCAAUCGAUCCAAUCUGGCAAACGCACACCCGCGAAUCAAACGACUCUGGAUAUCAGAGCGACGAGCCUGGGGUUACUGAUCAGACCAUGGACUUUGUGAAACAACUCCUCCGGCAACCAGGAUCUCGCAAGGAUCGAAUCUCAUGCGACCUUUGUGGCGAAAGCUUUAGCACCUGUGGGGAUGCGCUGGCGCAACACAUGGGAGAUCACUCGCUCGACUUUACAGAAAAGCGACACAAGUGCGACGAAUGCCGCAUCUACUUCGCGAACGAAAAAGAUUUGGAGCGACACCUCCAAUCUUCCAACCUCAACCAACAUUGCGGAUUCACAUUCCACCAUAACGCCAGAUGCACCGGCCACCAUCCGCCAACCUACUUCAAAGCCGCAUUCGUAAACGACCACAAUCUCAUGCAAAAGCACCUCUGGGCCUGGGAACUGUGCCAAUUGCGCAGUCACAGAGUCGCAAUUGCAAGAAUCCUAGCCGAGAAACUCAACCAAAUGAAUCCCACCCGUCCCAUGCGCAUCCAAGAUUGUCGACGAACAUACGCUUCCAUGCUCCCACAUUUCUCCAUGGCGGCGACUCGCGAUAGCGUUCGAGAACUAGACGACCAAGACCUCACAAGUCUAGACAAACACUUCAGCCAAGUCCUCGACGAAGUCUAUCCGGAAUCGCCACUAGCAUCUCUCGGAAAUUCCGGCCAACGACGUCCAGAUUCUGGCAUCAUUGCAGCACGACCGGAGAGCAAAAGACUCAGUAAACGUAAGAGUCUCGUCGACCUUGCGAAAAGGCUGAAUGUGGAGGAGAAGGUGAAGAUGAAACAUAAACGACAUGCCUUGAGUGCUUCUGGUUUUGCGCUUUUGAGACAGCAGGCUGAAGCCAAAGAGAAGGAGAAUCGUCAUGCGAGUGUGCCUGUGAUGCGUUCGGCGCUUGUUGCAGUUUGA